AAAAGAGCCGUUCAGGAGCCCUCGUUCUUCUGGGUGCUAAAAACAAGCGAACCUCCUUCAGGAGGAGGAGGAUGAACGUUUCAGAUCAGCUCAGAUCUCUGCAGUCGGACAGUCGGAUGGUGAAGCAGCGAGACGCUGUGGACGGCAGCUGAUGGAGCAGAGCUACGGGGAGGUGAACCAGCUCGGCGGGGUGUUCGUGAACGGUCGCCCGCUGCCGAACCCGGUGCGGCUGCAGAUCGUGGAGCUGGCCCAGCUCGGCAUGAGGCCCUGCGACAUCAGCCGCCAGCUGCGGGUCUCCCACGGCUGCGUGUCCAAGAUCCUGGCCCGGUACAACGAGACCGGCUCCAUCCUGCCCGGAGCCAUCGGAGGCAGCAAGCCCCGGGUCACCACCCCGGCGGUGGUGCGCAGCAUCCGGGACUACAAGCAGGGAGACCCGGGCAUCUUCGCCUGGGAGAUACGGGACCGGCUGCUGUCUGACGGCGUGUGCGACAAGUACAACGUGCCGUCCGUCAGCUCCAUCAGCCGCAUCCUCCGGAACAAGAUCGGUUCUCAGUCCCCGCACUACGAGAGCAUCAAACCGGGCCCGGCACCGCUGCAGUACGGACACGUCUAUCCGUACUCGUCCUACAGCGGCCCCGGGGCUCCCACCGCCUCCAGGACCGGCCUGCCCCGGAGCUGGCACAACAUCCUGGGCUUCCGAGCCUUCAUGGAGCCGCCAGCUCUGUCUGGAUCUGAUGGACAUGCAGCCAAAGUGGAGGACUGGACCAGUGUGACCAGUAUGCCCAGUAUGAGCGGCAGACCGUUUCCUUCCGGAAUCAACGCAGCAGAGAAAACCAGUGAACUGAACCUCAAAUACCCACAGCAGCACUCCUCAGGUCUGUCUGGUUACGUCUCAGCUUGUGCAUAUUCUCCUCCAAACCAGUACAGUGUGUACGGAGCUCCUGCAACCAACUACAUGAGCCCUGGACACCACUGGCAGGCCCAGUCCUCCAGUCUGACUCCCAGUCUGACUCCCAGUCUGACUCCCAGUCUGACUCCCAGUCUGACUCCCAGUCUGACUCCCAGUAUGACUCCCAGUAUGACCGCUGGUUUGAGUCACUCCAGUCCUGCAGCACCACUGGAGGCUACAGAUUUCCAUCCUACAACAUCUCUGAAACCUUCACAAAGAGAAGUCGUGGCCGGAUGGCAGCAGGAAGCUUCCAGCAGAACAGAACAGCACAAGCAGAAUAAUACUGAAAACAACAGAAGACGAUGUAAGAAAGCCAAAGAAAAGAUGAGCCACAAGAGCAACAGAAACUUCCCCUCAACAAGCACCAUUACGCUGCUCACAGAUUAUCUUCAGCCUCGUGACGACAUGGAGGAAAAAAACGAAGCUUCACUUUUCCCGUGCUGGAACUGUGUGAAGGAAAACGCUCCAGACCACAACUUGAUUUAGUGAAGAAGAGGUGAAGGAAGGACAAAAAAACAAAAGAAAAAUCAAAGAAGCAAAAAAAAAAAAAAAACUUAAAACAGGAUCAGCUUUUUUUUCCUUUUACCUCUGAUUUCUUAAACUGUACAUUAAAGAUGGAAGUUGCCACUGUGACGUCUCUGACUGGUUUAUGGACUGCAGCUUUGAGGCCUCAAGUCUGGAUUUUUGCCGUCACCAUCUUGUUUUUUGGAAACACAAUGUCAUGAGUGAGCUGUGGAUCUGACUAAGAACUUGAGGACGCUGUGCAUGGUGAGACGGUGGCAGUCUUCCAAUCACAAGCUGGCCUCGCUCCUAAACAUACCCUGCUUUAACGUCUGUUUUCUCUAAAUGGAACCAUAAGUUGCAAAAUGAACAUCAUGCUGUAUUGAAAGAGACUCGAAACAAGUGGUUGAAACCAUAAACAUACCAGGAAAAUGUUUGCCAUUAUAAUAGAUCAAGUGAAAAGUAGUGUCAUAGACUUAUAUACGGUUAGAGUCGCCUCCUGCUGGCUGUUAGAAAGAAUGCAGGUUUGAGACGCUUCCUGGUGGCUUCACUUUUCUGACCCUGAGGCUACGUCUGUCUUUUAUGCAGUCUUUGCCCUGACCUGAAAUAAUCUGGCUCCACGGUUUAAAAAAGUUUAAAUUGCAUUGAAGUUGUAUCAUCUUGUAAAGUAUAAUUUAUAUAAUAAUAAGCUGCAAGUAUAUUUUUCUAAAAAUGUGCUUAAUAAAGACUUAAUCAUGCAACAUAGAAAGGUUUUUCCAGAUGUCCACAUGGAGCAGAGCUGGCAGUCAAUUUCAUAAUAAAAAACAGUUUCUAGUUAAAUAUAGAACUUUUAUGGAGUUGUGUGUGACAUAAACAGACAUGCUUAUGAACUGAAUGGGUUUUACAGAAUCAUCUAAUUUUUUUCUAAUCAGUCAGUUUUACCCUCCUGCUAUUGAGGGUUAACAUUAGUUAUUAUCUGCCUUAAUAUUAACAUUAGAAGCUCACUGUUUAACUCCCACCAGCACAGUAAAAUAUACAGAUAACCUGACAUGGUAGUUCUGGUUUUCUUUGGUUUUUGUAAUACAAUCAUCGUAGUAUCAGCUGCUCAUAGCAGUGAAAGUGUGACGUCUCCUCCAGAUCAUCUGCAUUUACAUAAUCUGAUUUAUUGUAAAUUAGCUGGCAAAUUUUCUCCACUGAAGGACAACUUUAACUCUGUCUGAUCAUCUCUUUUGUGACCUUGUUUCGUGUAGACAUUUUGUCACAAUCUAUAUUUUAGUUUUUAUUGAAAGCAUUUUUUGUAAUGUUUGUUUAACCAAACAGCUUUACUGUUUUCUAUUUCAAUUCGUUAACACACAUAGAGGCUGUAUUAAUCCAGGGGUCUGCAAAUAGUUCAAAUCAUAGUUUAUUAAGAGGAAGCCAGUGUUUUCCAGGUGUGGUGGUGAUGUUGGAUGUUUGCAAUUGGCAUUUUCAGUUUGUUUAUUUCUCUUAAUACUUUUGUUUCAUAAAACAGUUUGUUACAGGAUUGUAUCUGAAGGAAGACGUAAUGUUUACCAGAGUAACACAAAAUAGUUUGGCAUAAAAACCACUCAGGUAUUUUCUUUAUUGCACUAUGAGACUAGAGAGUAGAGAUAAAGAAUAAUGUGAAUCUCUCCAUGUACCCGCUGUGUUGAUCCAUCAUAGAAGCCUUUUUUUUUGUUGAGUUAAGUGUCAGAAAAUGCUGAAAAGGAUAUUUCCGGAAACCCAAGUAAAUGUUGUUAGAUGUCAAGUUUGAGUUUUACAGUCAUAAAAAAUGGGAAAUCAGCAAAAAUCGACACUUGACAUUGAGCAGAACAUUGUUGGCAGCUUUGCUUUAAAUAAAUAACUUGAACAACGAA
Messenger RNA from Amphiprion ocellaris (clown anemonefish), 3303 nucleotides. RefSeq names its product paired box 1b (gene pax1b). The record is from RefSeq and is a predicted model, not a curated record. Gene Ontology annotation, biological process: regulation of transcription by RNA polymerase II; anatomical structure development. Lineage: Eukaryota; Metazoa; Chordata; Actinopteri; Pomacentridae. The transcript is spliced from 6 exons. Bases 152 to 1435 code for a protein of 427 amino acids. Gene Ontology annotation, molecular function: RNA polymerase II cis-regulatory region sequence-specific DNA binding; DNA-binding transcription factor activity, RNA polymerase II-specific.